Messenger RNA from Tarenaya hassleriana, 1403 nucleotides. RefSeq names its product transcription factor ABORTED MICROSPORES-like. The coding region runs from base 77 to 958 and encodes 293 amino acids. The transcript is spliced from 5 exons. Gene Ontology annotation, biological process: regulation of DNA-templated transcription. Lineage: Eukaryota; Viridiplantae; Streptophyta; Magnoliopsida; Brassicales; Cleomaceae. Gene Ontology annotation, molecular function: protein dimerization activity; sequence-specific DNA binding; DNA-binding transcription factor activity. Gene Ontology annotation, cellular component: nucleus. The record is from RefSeq and is a predicted model, not a curated record.
GAGACAUGGGCAUCUGGUGAAGUGAUCAAAAUUUGGGAUCUCAAACGUUGUAUGGAUGCCUUAUGCGAUUUAGACGAUGGAUAAUACAACGCAGAAGUUCUUGGGGAAGAUCAGAUCUCUCGUGGAUUGGGAUUACUUCGUCGUCUGGAGGCUAAGUAAAAGGUUUGUGAAGUUGUUGGGCGGUUGCUGUGGCGGAGAUGAAGAGAUGAUCAGCGAUAAUAAUGGCGGAGAAGGGUUCCUCCGUGAUAGUAAGAAGAUGGACAUGAACAUGUUAAAAGAUGUAGCACAAGAUGAUGUUCCCCCUAGGAUGGAAGGUUUGACCAGCUCCAUGGGGACUGUUGCCUUGAAUAUGCAUCAUGUUGCUGAGUGUGGUAACCCUAGCUUGCUGGACAAGGAACAACAAGACGUGGAUGACGAGGAAGAACAUGAUGAGGACCAGAUGAUGGCUGAGAGGAUGAUGAGGAAGUUGCUGAAUGAUAGGCUCUACAAGCUUCGUUGUUUGGUUCCUAAUAUUUCCAAGUUGGACAAGGCAUCUAUCAUCUCAGACGCCAUUGAUCACAUCAAGGAGUUGCAGAAAGAGGUAAAAGAGCUUCAAGAGGAGCUUGAAAAGAAUUCAGACACUGCAGAUCAACAUAGACAAUGUGGAGGUAUGAGCUCUAUCGAUGGAGCUGACAAUGAACUCAUGAUGAAGGGUGGCGGUGUGUUUGAGUCACAGGUGGAAGUGGCUAUGGCCAAGGUAGAUGGAAGUUAUGAGUUUUCUGUAAAGGUGAUAUGUGAAUACGAACUAGGUGGCUUCACGAAGUUGAUGGAGGCUCUUGAUUCUUUGGGGCUCGUGGUCAUAAAUGCAAACACGACACGUUCUCUCGAUCUUGUCUCGAAUGUCUUCAAGGUCGAGAGAAAAGACGGUGAAAUGGUGCAGGCUGAUCAUGUGAGGGACUCGUUGAUGAAAAUAACCUGAAUAUCCAUCUGGAGGAUGGCACGAUGAUCAUCACCAUCAUGAUAAUGACCACCAUUACCAUCAUACCAUCUACCAUUACCACAACCAAAUUUAGCUUCCACCAGUGAAUUAACAAAUAGAUCCUUUUCUUGGCAAUUCCUUACAAAGUACAAAAGGCGGAAUCUUUUCUUUAGAAAAAGGCUUCUUGUACACUUUGAAGGAUUUUCUUCUUAAGAAAUAUAAAUAAAGGAACUGUAAGACCAAAUGACAAUGGCCAAUUCCAAUGAAGAAAACACGAUUUGUAAGAGGUCGAGAUGCGAACUCGGUCCUAAAACCAGUCGAAGAAGUGAGAGGAAUUAAGAAGAAAGUACUCUGGUUAUUUUUAUUCACUCUUAAUGUUUACAUGCUUUUAACCUAAGUAUAUGUAAUGAUGGAGAAAACGGCUAUACAGAAAAUACAUUAUGGC